AUGACACUAUACUCAGAAGACAUGGACACACAGGAGAUCCUGAAGAGUCUAACUCUGGAGGAGAAGGUCCGACUACUGUCCGGCACCCCUAAUGACUUUGUCUCGAUUUCUGGCAUUCCCGAAAAGAAGAUUACACCCCUCAAGACGGCCGAUUCUAUCAGUGGAAUACGGCCUAGUGAGUUUAAUGGCGCUCUAACCACAGCUUGUUUCCCCAACACUGCUUGCAUAGCUUCAACAUGGAACACUGAGCUUCUAGAAAGAAUGGGCCGAGAGCUAACUCGUCAGGCCAAGAUCAAGCAUGCACAGUUGAUCCUCGGCCCUACAAUCAAUAUGCAUAGAGACCCUCGAGCUGGGCGUAACUUUGAGUGUUUCAGCGAAGAUCCACUCCUCUCUGGCUACAUGGGUGCUGCCAUCGUGAAUGGCAUUCAAAGUCAAGGAUUUGGUGCCUGCGCAAAGCAUUUUGUAUGCAAUGACUCAGAGACUCAGAGGCGAUACUAUAAUGUCGACGAGUCUCCUUAUGGACGUACCUUGCGGGAGAUUUAUCUCGCUGCUUGGUCGUUUCUCUUGAAGAGAUCAAACCCUGCAGGGGUGAUGACAGCGUACAACAAAGUCGAUGGAAAGUUUUGCUGUGACAGCGAAGCCAUCGUUGAGGACAUUCUCCGAAAAGAAUGGGGUUACAAGGGUAUCGUCAUGUCCGACUGGUUCGGCACUCGCUCUACCGUUGCUUCUAUGAAAGCUGGUGUGGAUGUUGAGAUGCCUGUUCCGGUUUUCAGAGGCGAGAAGCUGGUCAAAGCUGUGAACAAUGGUGAGAUCAGGCAAGACCAGAUUGAUGCCAGUGUGUCAAGGCUCCUUGACUUGCGUCGCCGUACGCGAAAUGCGCAAAGCGAGGGGCCAGAGAAAUCGGAAAUUUUUGUACAGACCAACGAAAUUGCCCGACAGCUUGCUCAGGAAGGCAUCAUCCUGCUCAAGAACACGAAAGAAACCCUCCCCAUACAGGGAUCUAAUGGCUUGCGAGUUGCAGUCGUUGGAGAAUACGCCAAAAACGCUGUCUUCACUGGCGGCGGAAGCGCAUCCUGCAACCCUCAGUAUCGCCAAGUUCCGCUUGACCUUUUACGAGAAGCACUACCAAACCCGAAUAGUGUCUCAUACGCCGCUGGCGUUCGCCUUCGUCGCAUUAUUCCUGUUGCCCCCCCAGAGAUCAUCACAACAGAUCAGGGUCAGAAGGGCGUCGAGAUAUCCUACUUCAACGCCGGCGGUGAUAAGCCUUUUCUCACUGAAAUAUUAGAAGAAGCUACGAUCAACCUGAUGGCUCAACGCAAGCCAGGAUUGGAACUCCCCGGCUCUCACAUUGAGAUGUCCACCAACCUUGUACCGAAAACCACUGGAACCCACACCCUUGCCCUUCGACACUCGGGAUCUUUCUCUGUCCGAGUUGACGGUAUAGAGGUAUUCAGAGGUGAUGCGCCCGACAUCACUACGGAACAAUUCUUGUUCAAUCUUCGCAAACUCGAGUCACGUGUUGAGGUCCCAAUGGAAGCAGGAAAGUCUUAUAACAUUCGCAUCAGUAUGCAAUCGAGACAGCCUGUAGUUGGAGAACCCACCCCAUACGGUCUUACGCUCGCUUUUGAAGAGCAGUAUUCUGAGGAGCAAGCCAUAUCUCAAGCAGUUGAAGUCGCAAAGAUGUCCGAUAUUACGAUCAUCUUUGCUGGUCGUAGCGAACAAUACGAGUCUGAGGGGUUCGAUCUGGAAGAGAUCACUCUACCGGUCAACCAGGUAGCAAUGAUCAAGGCAGUUGCAGCCACUUCAAAGACAGCCGUUCUUCUACAUUGCGGAACCCCAAUCGACAUCAGCAGUUUCGUCGACGAUGUUGAUGCUAUUGUCAACAUGCACUUUCCAGGCCAAGAAGGACCCCAGGCUAUGGUGGAUAUCCUCACUGGAAAGGUCAACCCCAGCGGUCGGCUGACUACAACUUGGUUCAAAACGCUUCAGGACUGGCCUAGCUUUGGAAACUUCCCUGCAAGGGAUAAUAAUGACGGUAAUUUCGUCAUAAAAUACGCUGAAGGAUUGGCUGUUGGAUAUCGAGCUCCAGUCUCGGCUGCCCGGGUUCAGUUCCCCUUUGGUCAUGGAUUGUCUUACACCUCUUUCUCUUACGAGGGCCUACGUGUCAGCUUAGACGAAGCCUCAAGCCCUACUGUCUUGAAGGUCAGCGUUCGAGUGACGAAUACUGGUAGUGUUCCGGGCAAGGAAGUGGUACAGGUAUACAUCUCUCCGCCGGAUAAUGUUUCCGACUGGAGACCAUCCCGAGAGCUGAAGGAGUUCACUAAGGUUAGUCUUUCGGCUGGUGAAGCAAGGGAAGUUUCUAUCGACUUGGACAUCGACACGUUCUCGAGCCACUGGAGCGACAGUUUGCGUGCCUGGACUUUGGACAAAGGAGAAUACACGGUAGAAGUAGGAAGCCAACGUGCGACAUUUGUAAUUUAG
Molecule: messenger RNA, 2481 nt
Organism: Fusarium keratoplasticum
Lineage: Eukaryota; Fungi; Ascomycota; Sordariomycetes; Hypocreales; Nectriaceae
Product: Beta-glucosidase
Exons: 3
Coding region: 1-2481 (826 amino acids)
Biological process (GO): glucan catabolic process
Molecular function (GO): beta-glucosidase activity
Source: RefSeq, a predicted model, not a curated record